AUGAUUUCCUCAAGCUUCCUUCUCCCGUUGCUUGCUUGUGGCGUCUUCGCCCUCCAACUGGCACAACCCGUGCCGCAAUUCUUCGAUCCUCGCGGAGUAACAUCGGGGGGUUGGUCUCUACAAGCAACAUCCUGCCCAGUAGAUAAUCAGCUCUGUUCUGGGAGUUAUUGUUGCCCAGCUUCUAUGGACUGUGUCCAUGUUUCGCCGCAGAACCAUUGCUGCCCCAAAGGGACUACCUGCCAGGCUAUCUUCGUUGCGAGUCCACAAUGUGCGGAUGAUGGUUGGUCGCUGUGGAAUAAAACCACUGUACCCAAGGGGCAAGGGUAUUUCUGUUGUCUUCCGGGACAAAUUGGUACCAAUAGCAAUAAUUGUGUCGCUGGAGGCACUCCAGUCGUUGCCACGCUUUCGGCAGAAUUGCUCUCCUCAGCUACGGGCGGCGUAGAUUCUUCUUCGACGCCGACAGCUUCUCCAUCGAACAGCAAAUCACCUGCCACGCCCAAAGCGAGCACCACGAGAACCGGAACUAGCGAGACUUCACCAACAUCUGCAACAUCGGCUGAGACUUCGAAAUCGGCUGCAGAUAAGUUGUAUACUUUGGAGCAGGUUGGUUAUAUUGGAGGAUUUGCGUUCUUGGUUCAGAUGAUGCUGUGA
Molecule: messenger RNA, 651 nt
Organism: Venustampulla echinocandica
Lineage: Eukaryota; Fungi; Ascomycota; Leotiomycetes; Helotiales; Pleuroascaceae
Exons: 3
Coding region: 1-651 (216 amino acids)
Source: RefSeq, a predicted model, not a curated record